Procambarus clarkii (red swamp crayfish) is the source of this 2399-nucleotide messenger RNA. RefSeq lists its product as uncharacterized. The record is from RefSeq and is a predicted model, not a curated record. Gene Ontology annotation, cellular component: transcription regulator complex; nucleus. Gene Ontology annotation, molecular function: DNA binding. Lineage: Eukaryota; Metazoa; Arthropoda; Malacostraca; Decapoda; Cambaridae. Gene Ontology annotation, biological process: regulation of transcription by RNA polymerase II.
AUUUCAAUUUCUCUCUAUCUCUCCCAGAACAGACUAAAAAGCAUGAAUUCUGGACCUUAUCGUAGUCGGGUGCUACAUACCCGUCCGCACAAUAUGUGGGACACAUCUCUAAAUCAUGUCAAUAGAAGACAGACUCAUAUUCCCCUCAAUGUUAUGAGGAGACUUAAGACCGAUAAAGACAUCACAAGCUAGAGACUUUUGAUGUCUUUUGAUGACAUUUGUUAGAGACUGAAGGGUCUAACAGAUGGGUUCUAGAGUUUAACUCAAGUAAAUGCAAAGAGAUUAAGCUAGAAGGGGGCAGAAGGCUAGGUAUAAGGCACCAAAUGGGAGAAUAAAUGACAAGAGAAUAAGGUGAUGGAGUCAGACUGAAGGGAGAGAGAGAGAGAGAGAGAGAGAGAGAGAGAGAGAGAGAGAGAGAGAGAGAGAGAGAGAGAGAGAGAGAGAGAGAGAGAGAGAGAGAGAGAGAGUUAAUCCUCUGGUGAUUAACAGCCUCUUGACCCGAAAUUCUGCCUAACCUAACCCAACGGAGCCUAUCACAGCCUAAACUGAGCUAAUACAUGUCCUCAGUUUUCAGCAGCGAGAAAUCGAAGUUAGGAUGAAAAACCCGGCACAUGUGGGGCAGGAAACACCACUGCCAGAUACAUGUUUCCCGCCCUCUCCCUACCUACAGAAACGCUUCCAGCUGCUCCCGUGUUUCAGCGCUGCUUGUCACCACCACCAGAAAAAAUUAAUACCGAUUUUUGAACUAAAAAAUAUGGCUCCCGGUCUCCAGUCAGCCGAAAACACAUAUAUUUACAAAAGACACGCGCCCCCCUACAUAAGACAUGUUUUCCCGCUCUCUGCCGGGCCACAGAAAACGUUUCCCAACUGCUCGUGUUUCAGUAGUGUUUUAUCAUCAGCGCCAGAGUGCUAUCGAUAACAUUUUCCCCGUUUUUAACCUGUAUUCUGAGUCCCUGUAGGCGACGUUUUCAUUUAGUGAGAGCAAGAGAAUGGGUAAAGAAGAGCAGGAGAGGAAUAUCCAGCUGGCGCAGCUGGUGGAGCAGCACCAGGUGCUGUACAGGACGGACCUACCGGACUACGCCAACAAGCACAGGCAAGACCAGGUCUGGGAGGCCAUCGCUGAGCUCCUCAAUGACACGGGCGCUAACUGUAGGGAGCGAUGGAAGAACCUUCGCCUCUCGCUGUGUCGAUACUUGAGGAGCGCGGCUCACGGCGCCAACGGCAGGAAGCUGAAGCCAUAUUACAUGUUUCCUCAUAUGAGCUUCGUCGUCCCAUAUAUCCGAGGCAGAUUGGCUCGCCCGGCGGCCCUCGACGGACCAAUGAGUCUCUUGAACGCUUCGCAGGAAGGAGAGAGAAGGGAGAAGGUGGGAAGAGAAACAGUGUUGUGUGUGGAUAAGUACACGAGAAGUGGAGAUUACAAGGUAGAAAUAAUCAAAGAAGAUCCGGACGCAGGAGAUUACGCCAAUGUUGUCGAGCCCAGCGAUUGUUACGAUGGCAACCAGCAGGGAUACUACAAUGGUUCCAGGUCUCCUGAAGUAGCGACUCCAUCAACACCUCCAUCCACUAACUCCGUGUUGCCUUGUGGAGACCAGGCUGCUCCGGAGACCAUGGACGGGGACCUCCACUUCCUCCAUAGUCUCCUGCCUGACAUGAAGCUCUUGGAUGCACGGAGAAAAAUGCAGUUUAAAAUCCAAGUCAUCACACUGAUGAAUGAGCUUCUCUUCAGUGAUGGCUUGACUGAGGUGCUCCCCCACCGCCCUCACAACACACUGCUCGUCCCCACAACCACCACAGAACGAACAUAACAACAAUAACAUAACAUUCUGUUCAACCCACAAUAAAUAAAGUGUCUGGGGCCUCUCACAGGGCUUACAAGAGUCCACAUCAACUACUUAACCCAUCAACUUACACUUUACCAAACUUUGUCACACCUAUACAUGUUACAACCUUUGUCACAUCUAUACACAUUACAACCUUUGUCACAUCUAUACACGUUACAACCUUUGUCACAUCUAUACACGUUACAACCUUUGUCACAUCUAUACACGUUACAACCUUUGUCACAUCUAUACACAUUACAACCUUUGUCACAUCUAUACACGUUACAACCUUUGUCACAUCUAUACACAUUACAACCUUUGUCACAUCUAUACACGUUACAACCUUUGUCACAUCUAUACACGUUACAACCUUUGUCACAUCUAUACACAUUACAACCUAUCUACUACAAAUUCUUACAUUUUCAUUGAAACGAGAUUUUUCAUUCCAUUUGCAAGAAAUAUAUUUACUGGUUAACAGAAACUCUAAAACAAUAACUUCCUCACUUUAUUAACUUUGUCAAAAGUAUAAUACUGAGAUAAAUUUUGUAUAAUCUUGGGAGGAAUAAAUAUAAACAGAAA